AAUAAAACACAUGUUAACUUAGGCAUCCUAACCUAAAUGAAUUCAAACCUCAAAUUCGGCACGAUAAACAACGAAUAAUUUUAUAAACAUGGGAAGAAAGAAAAUGAAUUUUAAACAUAUAAACCCCAAAAAAGUAAUAGAAGAAGUAGAAGCUUCUGAUGUAGAGGAGAUGGAAGACAAUUCCGGAGCUGAAGAGACUUGGAGAAACUCUGAAUCAGAAAGCAAUAGUGAGGAAGAACAAAAUGAUGAAUUGGAUUCUGAACAAGAAAACGAAAGUGACAAUGAAGAUGUAGAAAAUAAUGAAAUGGAUUCAGAACAAGAAAAUGAGAGUGACAAUGAAGAUACCGAAGGCGAUGAAUCAGAACAAGAAAAAGAUAGUGAAGACGAAGAUGAUUCUGGUUUUGAUGAUGUCAAUAAACAUAAAGAAUCCUUACAAAAACUUAAAGAAACAGAUCCCGAGUUCUAUAAAUUUUUAGAAGAAAAUGACAAAGAUCUUCUAAAUUUCAAUUUAUCGGAUGAUGAAAAUGAUGAUGACGAUCAACCUCAAAUUCAUGUUCCUGAACUAGGCAGUGAUGAAAGUGAUUAUGAGGAUGAAAAUACCAAAGAAGAUGAUAGAAAUAUUACCUUCAAAUUACUGAAAAAAUGGCAAGUGGAUAUCAAAACUGACAAGAGCAAUAAAACACUUUAUGAGCUUUCUCAAGCAUUACAUGCGGCUCUCUUAUUAGUGUUACCAGAGGAAGAAGCAGGCACUCCCUCCAAAUAUAAAGUUGAAGGAUCUGCGAUUUUUAAUGGCGUUGUUCAGUUAUGUGUCUUAGAAUUUGGUCCUGCCAUCAAGAGAUUUUUAGGAUUGGAUAAUAAAUCAAAAGAGAAACCACAUCAAUGUAAAAAAUUCAAAAAAGUAAAGACAAUCCUGAAAUGCUAUUUUGAAGAUCUUCUAAAGCUUCUAAAAGGAGUCGCAUCUGCGAAUAUCCAGACAGUUUUACUAAAACAUAUGCACUAUAUGUCUUCAAUGCUGACUUCAUACCCAAAUAUUACAAAGGAUUUACUUAAACAGCUCAUAAAAAUAUGGGGUGUAUCAGAAGAAGGUGUCAGAGUUAUAGCAUUCUUUUGUAUUCUAAAAAUCAGUCGUCAUACACAGCCGCUCCUCGACUUGGCAUUGAAGAGUAUGUUUAUAACAUUUGUCAAAAAUUCUAAAUUUGUUAGUCCCUCUAGUUUGCCCUCCAUAAAUUUCAUGAGGCGAUCAUUGGUGGAGAUGUUUGCGUUGGAUACAAACUUGGCUUAUCAACAUGUAUUUCUGUAUAUUCGUCAACUCGCAAUCCAUCUGAGGAAUGCUAUGACUGUGAAUAAGAAGGAAAACGUACAGGCUGUUUACAAUUGGCAGUUCGUAAAUUCUCUUCAAUUGUGGGGGAAUUUACUGAGUGUUACUUGUUCUAAGCCCCAAAUGCAGCAGUUGAUUUAUCCGUUCAUUCAAGUCUGUCUGGGAACUUUAAAAUUAGUGCCUACAGCCCAAUAUUAUCCACUUAGAUUUCAUGUCACACAGAUUUUAAUCAACCUGUCUCGAGAUGCUGAUGUAUUCAUUCCAGUUCUUCCUUUCAUCGUAGAUAUUUUAGAUAAUUAUGAUUUCAACAAGAAGCAUCAAAAAAUUUCGAUGAAGCCAUUGAAGUUCACUUUCAUUUUGAGAUUAUCAAAGUCUCAAUUACUCGAGAAUGGUUUCAAAGAUACUGUUAUUGACACCAUUUAUGACCAGCUCAUGGAGUAUAUGGCUAUUCAAUCUAGCAGUAUAUCUUUCGUUGAAUUAUCACUACUUACUACGAUUCAGAUUAAGAAGUUCCUGAAAAAAUGUAAAAAUGGUAAUUAUGUGAAGAAGAUGAAGCAAGCUCUCGAAAAAAUAGAACAGAAUAAUAAAUUCAUUGAGAAUGAGAGAAGGAAAAUGACAAUAAAUCUCGCAGAUUUGAAACAGGUGGAAGGUUUUGAAAACCAACUGAAAUGUAAAGGAACUCCAUUAUCUAUAUAUUAUGAAAGUUGGAUCAAAAUUCGAAAUCAAAAGAAGAGGAAAGAAGCAACAAUGAAUGAUGAAUUAGGUGAUUAUAAUUUACCGACAAAUAAGAAACGAAGAAUAAAAAAUAUUGAAGUGAAGAGGCCGAAAAAAGAUGUUGACUUUGUACUUAGUGAAAGUGAAGAUGAUGAAGAGAGUCAAAUAUUGAGAAAAAAAGUUGAUAUCGAAUCUGAUUGAAGAAAGGGUCAAAAAUUGUUAAAAUGUAUUUAUACUAUUAAAAAGAUAUAGAUGUUCA
This is a messenger RNA of Harmonia axyridis, 2291 nucleotides long. RefSeq names its product nucleolar complex protein 2 homolog (gene Noc2). Gene Ontology annotation, cellular component: Noc2p-Noc3p complex; Noc1p-Noc2p complex; nucleoplasm. Bases 89 to 2233 code for a protein of 714 amino acids. Gene Ontology annotation, molecular function: histone binding; transcription corepressor activity. Gene Ontology annotation, biological process: ribosomal large subunit biogenesis; negative regulation of transcription by RNA polymerase II. NCBI's taxonomy places the organism in Eukaryota, Metazoa, Arthropoda, Insecta, Coleoptera, Coccinellidae. The record is from RefSeq and is a predicted model, not a curated record. The transcript is spliced from 11 exons.